GCACGCAACUCGCAUCGCAUCAUUGUACUGGUGACACCCGCGACGCGCAGACGCCAUGACAUUUAUUGUUUGAAAUAAAAAUUAUAACGUUCGUUUUUUUUUUAAAUCAAAACGUGUUCAAAAUAUAGUUUUUAUAUAUAUCAGUAUAAAAUUUAUUAAAAUUAAUAUAGAUAAAUAUAAGGUGUGCGUCUUUUUUUAAUUAUUGGUGAUUUUUACGGAUUUGAUUUUUUUAGUAUCAAUUUUGGACUGUGAUAAGUGAUUGUAAUUUAUUGGUGGUUAUAUUGAUUCCCGAUACAAUGGCGCCAUCUCUUAGCGUGAAGGAGUACUAUGCAAACAAAACAAUAUUCAUCACGGGAGCAACAGGCUUCUUGGGGAAGGUUUUGAUCGAGAAGCUUCUAUAUUCAUGUCCUGACUUGAAGAAGAUUUAUCUUUUGAUGCGGCCGAAGAGGGGGCAAUCUUGUAAAGAGCGCUUGGACGCGUUCGUCAAUUGUAAGGUGUUCGAAAGGAUCCACUCAUCAUGCCCGGACCGGCUGGACAAGCUGCAGGUGAUCCCGGGAGACAUCCUGGCGGAGGGCCUGGGCGUCAGUCUGGAAGACCGGGAGCUGCUGCAGAGGGAGACACAGGUUCUGUUCCAUGGAGCCGCUUGUGUCAGAUUUGAUACGCCCCUCCGUGAAGCUGUCGACCUGAACACAGUUGGAACAAAGAGGGUGCUAGAGUUAGCUGACCGGAUGACUCAGAUUGAGGUGUUCGUCCAUAUCUCGACAUCGUACUGCCGCUGUGAGGUGCCCGUGCUUGAAGAGAGGCUCUAUCCUGCCAACCACAGACCUCAGGACGUGAUGUCUUGCGUGAAGUGGAUGGACGAUGAGUUGCUGGCUCAUUUACAGCCAAAGCUGAUCCACCCGCAGCCGAACACGUAUGCUUACACCAAGAACUUGACUGAGGACCUUGUGAGCCAGAACGCUGGCAAAUACCCGAUCGUCAUUGCGAGGCCGUCUAUCGUGACAGCAGCGCUGAAGGAGCCCAUGCCAGGCUGGGUGGACAACCUCAACGGACCUACUGGACUGCUCGUCGGUGCCGGGAAAGGUGUGAUCAGAACGAUGCACUGCAACGAGAAUUACGUCGCCGACGUCGUUCCCGUGGACAUCGUAGUCAACGCCUGCAUCCUGCUGGCUUUCUGCACGGCGCUUGAGAAAUCAAAGGAUAUCCAGAUCUGCAACAUAACCCAGUCUGGGAUCAACCCCGUCACGUGGGGAGGCGCUCUUGACCUGGGUCGUAUCAAAGUCCAGGAGUAUCCUUUCUCCGUAUGCCUGUGGUACCCAGGGGGCUCCCCCAAGAGUUCCUGGCUUCAGCAUCAGGUGGCGCUGUACCUCACACAUCUACUCCCGGCUUAUUUUGUGGACUUCUUGCUGUUCCUGUUGGGGAAAAAACCUUUCAUGGUGAAAAUCCAGAAGCGAGUGAACUACGGGCUAGAAGUGCUGCAGUAUUAUACCACCAAGGAAUGGCAUUUCAAGAACGACAACUUCCUGGCGCUGAGGAAGAAGGUCUCGGUGGAAGAUGACGAGACAUUCUACACGGAUCUAAACGAAAUUGACUGGAUGGAAUAUAUAGGCUUCUACAUCAAGGGUGCGCGGGAGUUCUGCAUGAAGGAGGACCCAGCCACCAUACCCCAAGCCAAAAGACUUCAAAAACAGUUAUACUACCUGGACUGGGUGACCAAAAUAGUGCUCUACUCGCUAUGUAUAUACUUCAUAUACUAUUAUAUAAAGAUGUUUGUAGGCCCCGCUAUAAAUUAAUAUUAAUUUAGUUCUAAUUAUUUAAUACAUAGGUACUUAUACUCAAUAUUGUAAA
Molecule: messenger RNA, 1848 nt
Organism: Amyelois transitella
Lineage: Eukaryota; Metazoa; Arthropoda; Insecta; Lepidoptera; Pyralidae
Product: putative fatty acyl-CoA reductase CG5065
Exons: 13
Coding region: 297-1793 (498 amino acids)
Biological process (GO): long-chain fatty-acyl-CoA metabolic process
Cellular component (GO): peroxisome
Molecular function (GO): alcohol-forming very long-chain fatty acyl-CoA reductase (NADP+) activity
Source: RefSeq, a predicted model, not a curated record